Molecule: messenger RNA, 2761 nt
Organism: Lagopus muta (rock ptarmigan)
Lineage: Eukaryota; Metazoa; Chordata; Aves; Galliformes; Phasianidae
Gene: PSMA1
Product: proteasome 20S subunit alpha 1
Exons: 12
Coding region: 1822-2607 (261 amino acids)
Biological process (GO): ubiquitin-dependent protein catabolic process
Cellular component (GO): proteasome core complex, alpha-subunit complex; proteasome core complex; nucleus
Source: RefSeq, a predicted model, not a curated record
GCGCUUGCAGCGGCGUCCGUCCGCCACGAGGUGACGGAGCGGGCGGUGACGGCUGCCGGCUGUGCGGAGCGGCUCGGAGGCGUCGGGGCUGUGAGAGAGCCGCGCGGGACGGGGCGAGCGGCCUGAGGCAACGGGAGCUGGGCUCUGGGCGUGUGGGUUUUCCCUUCUCGUCUUUGUUUGUUUGCUUUUGAACGCUGAGGGAAAGUUGCUUGUGCGCGCUGCAAAGCGUGGCGUUGUCCUACGGACCGUUAUUUUUAAGGCGUGAAGAGCAAGGUUGGAUUAGAGGGAGUUUCUGCUCUUUGCUUCGGUCUCCUCCAGUGCAGAGUAUGACAGAGAGAACAGCAUUCCGAAAGAGAACGUGGAUUUCCUGCCUUUAUUCCCGUGUUAUUGACAUCGUUUCACCCACAGCCAGGUGGGCACAUGGAUACAGAUGUUUUCCUUGCUGAGAUAUUACCACAGCCCCUUCGUUUUUUUCUAUUCUAUUGAAUUCAGCUAUAAACGUGUUCCAGAGGUAACCAGACAUUGUGAUCCUCUUAGGAAUAUCAUAUGCGCACAUACUCAGCUGUAACAGCAGAAAGUGCCUAAAGAAGAGCACCAGAUGUGACUCCAUAUGAUCCCUUACCACCCUGAGCACAGCUCACUGUGACAUUAGCGCUUUCUGAAUCAGAAGUAUUGCAGAUGGAUUUACACUGGGCCAAAAAAAUUGAUUUCCACGUCCCAGACUAAUUCUUCCCUUAUAGUUCCUAUCUCCUGUUUGUCUUUUGUUUGUUUUGGUUAGAGAAAAAAGCAAGCCAACAAACUGAGCACUGUUGAACAUUGUUCUGCUGAACAGUGAAGAAACAUUGAACACUGAUCACUGUCACUUCAUAGAUCACAGGACAGCCUUUAGUGUUAACAUCUAAAUCCUCUAGAUAGUUAUACAGGUAAGGAUGGAAUUCUUUUCCAUACAUGUUUCAUGGUUAUUUACAUUAAACACAACCUGCACAUGACCUCAGGGUUGUGAGCUUGUAUGCAGAUUUGCUCAGCUGAGUUUAUUUUUCUACUCUCCAUAAUUUUCUAUCAGCAAUUCGCUUCACCACCUUAUGGUUUGUUUGUUUUCAGAUUACUUACCACGCAAUAAUUAGCUUUUAAUUCAGCGGUGUGUCUGUGCAAAAACACCCUGAAGAAAUGUAUUCACAGCUCAUUUUAUGGAGGAGUUAUAUUUGUCAAGUCCAAGGGUGAGAAGAGAUCCAAUUGCAUUCCACGUGAAGCAAAGCAGUCAGUUUCAAAGGUGACAGCGCAGUCCUCUCCAGUGACAAAAGGUGUAUGAGAGGAUGUUGUCCAGCGGUAAGAGAAAUGUAAUCGGACAGAGGGUGGUGGAACACGGCUCCCGUUUGAAUGACUGUGACUCCAGCGGCUGCACACUGGUUUAAAAAUAAAGCAGUACGGUCUGAUUCUCUUCUGUCCUUGCGCUCAAGUCAUGCGCUCCUGCACAGCUUUUUGUGGGAUAUUUGCUUUGCAGAUAAGAACUACACGUAAAUGCUGCUAAUUAUCCAAAACAAGAGCUCUGGUGACCACUUCAUUUACGUUAAAUCUUUUAGCUUUCUACCGUUGAGUACUUUAGAGACGUAGCUGUAUUUACUCAGCAGAACAACUAGCAGAGAGCGGAAAGAACGGCGCGCGGAGGCCCGGCCAGACCGCGCAUGCGCCGAUCCCCGGGGCGCGCCCGCUCGAUGUCUCGGCCUGCGGCUGCCGCUGUCUGACCGCUCCAGGCCGGAGCGAGUGCUGCCGGAGCGCGGCCCCCUCGCUGCCCCUCAGCCCGCGUCGCCGCCGGCAGGAAGCAUGUUCCGCAACCAGUACGAUAACGACGUGACGGUGUGGAGCCCCCAGGGGCGAAUUCAUCAAAUAGAAUAUGCCAUGGAAGCUGUGAAGCAAGGCUCAGCCACUGUGGGGCUGAAGUCAAAAACACAUGCUGUUCUGGUUGCUUUAAAGCGGGCACAGUCUGAGCUGGCAGCUCAUCAGAAAAAGAUCCUGUACGUUGACAACCAUAUUGGAAUCUCAAUUGCCGGGCUUACAGCUGAUGCAAGACUCUUGUGUAAUUUUAUGCGUCAGGAGUGUCUGGAUUCUAGAUUUGUGUUUGAUAGACCUCUUCCAGUGUCUCGUUUGGUGUCACUAAUUGGAAGCAAAACGCAGAUACCAACGCAGCGCUAUGGCAGAAGACCAUAUGGUGUAGGACUGCUCAUUGCAGGUUAUGAUGAUAUGGGCCCUCACAUCUUCCAAACUUGUCCCUCAGCAAACUAUUUUGACUGUAAAGCAAUGUCCAUUGGUGCUCGUUCGCAAUCAGCACGAACUUACUUGGAAAGACACAUGACUGAAUUUACUGAUUGUAAUCUAAAUGAGCUAGUUAAACAUGGACUGCGUGCCCUGAGAGAGACUCUUCCUGCUGAACAGGAUCUGACCACCAAGAAUGUUUCCAUUGGGAUUGUUGGCAAAGACAUGGAGUUCACGAUCUAUGACGAUGAUGAUGUAGCACCAUUCCUAGAAGGCCUUGAGGAGAGACCGCAGAGAAAGCCUGCUCUGCCUGCUGAUGAGCCUGCAGAGAAGGCAGAAGAGCCCAUGGAGCACUAAUUGGUGGACAGGUUCCUUUGUGCUGCCAUACGUGAUGCUGUACCGGAGCGUUUAUCCACGGGUGGUAACUUUAUCCUCAGCUCUAUGCCUCUUAUGCUGAUACGUACUGAGGAUUGCUUUUAAAAAAGAAAUAAACCCACUCACCUAUCCUUAA